Molecule: messenger RNA, 1531 nt
Organism: Leptopilina heterotoma
Lineage: Eukaryota; Metazoa; Arthropoda; Insecta; Hymenoptera; Figitidae
Product: serine/threonine-protein kinase 16
Exons: 6
Coding region: 172-1128 (318 amino acids)
Biological process (GO): protein phosphorylation
Cellular component (GO): cytoplasm; Golgi apparatus
Molecular function (GO): ATP binding; protein serine/threonine kinase activity
Source: RefSeq, a predicted model, not a curated record
ACCUGUCAAAAUUUUUUUUAGGUUAUGUCGUUUUAUAUAUUUGCUUGUUUUCCUCAGUUUCAUUUUUCAUUUUUAUCACGUAGUUUUUUAUCAAACAUAUUGUGAUUCCAAAGAUGAAAUGAAACAAUUAUUUUUUCAUUACAAAUACAAUAAUCAAUUGUUACAAGAAAAAUGAAUAGUUUAGGUUUGAGUUUAAUUUUCAAAAUGGGUUGCAUUUGCGCCAAAGAAACUUGUACAAUAAAUGCAAGAAAAUACACAAUUCGCGAACAUCUUGCUGAGGGAGGAUUUAGUACAGUAUCGUUAGCGGAGGAUUCUCUCUCUCACAAAAAGUAUGCAAUUAAAAAAAUUAUUUGUCACGGUUUCGAGGAUCAACGACUUGCGCUUAAAGAAAUUGAAUAUCACACAAUUCUGAAACAUCCAAAUAUUAUUGAAUGCAUUGACUCGACACAACAAGGAAGCGCCGAUCCGGUUUUAAAUAUAACCAGUGAAGUUUUAUUAGUCCUUCCUUAUUAUCACAAAGGAAGUUUAGCAAAUGAACUUGAGAGGAGAGCAAGGAUCAAUGACUAUUUAAGUCCUCUCGAGAUAUUGCAUAUGUUUUUACAAAUUUGCGAGGCAGUUAAAGUCUUUCACGAGGCGAAACCAGAAGCACUCGCCCAUCGUGACUUAAAGACUGCAAAUAUUCUUCUUGGCGAUGGAAUGACGCCAAUUAUCAUGGACCUAGGUUCUGUAGCGCCUGCAAGAGUGAAAGUUUGCGGCAAUCAAGAGGCACAAACUCUUCAAGAUUUAGCAGCCGAAAGAUGUUCAAUGCCUUACAGAGCCCCUGAAUUAUUUAAUGUGGAAAGUUAUUGUAUGGUUGAUGAACGAACUGACAUUUGGUCUCUUGGCUGUAUUUUGUAUGCACUUUGUUACUUUAAAUCGCCAUUCGAUUCUGUCCAUGAAAGAGGUGAUAGUGUCGCUCUCGCUGUUAUCAGUGCGAAUAUUAAUUUUCCGGAAAAUUCACCUUACAACGAAGAUAUGAAAGACUUAAUACUUUCGAUGUUAAAAUCGAAUCCAAUGGAACGUCCAUAUAUUUAUAGUGUUAUUGAAAAUGUCCUCGACGUAAUAUCGAAAUUAGAAGGAAGGGUAUAAUUUUUAUUUUCAUUUUUAUUAAUUCAUUAAUUAAUUCUAAAAAACAAAUUGUAUUUUACAGUUCAAAGAGAGGUAUUUUUAAUUUGUUUUUUGCAAAAUUUACAGUAUUUCCUUUUGUUCAAUUAAUAAGGAGUUUUUUUGUAUUAUUUUUUCGUUGAUUUUAAAUUCUUUAAAACAAUUACUAAAUCGUUUCGAAAGAAUUUUCUUUAGGGUUAAUUUUUGAUGUGCAAUCUGUUAAAUUUUUUUUAACACCACUUGUUGCUUCCUCAGGGAAUAUUUUUAUUUGUUUUCACAAAGAAUUUUUUUUUGUCGAAAUUAGUACAUUUUUUAUUUUUUAAUAUCAUUUUAUAAAUAAUAAUAAUUAAAGGGAAUGGAUGUAAAUGUUUUAUUAAGUAUGCAUAUA